UCAAUCACUGGAUUUUCUGGUCCAGGCUUGAUUAUUUACAGACCGUCGUCAUAUAGCUAGAAUAUUGCUGAGUUCGGCGUUAAACAACAAACAAACAAAAAAAUAUUAUGUAUGUGUUUGUGUUUGGUAUGUUUUAUGGUAGAGUUUUCUAUAUGGAAUACAUAUUCAUGUCGUAAGAUAUUUGAUGUAUGUCACAUUUAACGCCUGUCUGUCACAGCUGCGUAACACAGUGUACAAUAUUCACUUGCAUAAUAUUGAAACAAACAUUGUUUUGAUUGUGUGCAUACGGGUACAUAUUAGUAAGUUUCACCCUGAACAACCCCCAAUGAGAUAUACAUUUAGGCCUUUUAGUCUUGUACAUUUUAAUGUUAGCGCUGCCACUUCUAUCAUGUAUUUACUGUAUCACAGCUGUUGUGAAGGCUUGCCAUGUAAGUAGCAGAUGAACAACUUCAAUGUAAAGCCUGUCAAGUCGUCAAAUAGUUGACCAGUAAUAGACCUGGGAUGCGACAUAGGAUGCAUACUGUAUUGGCAUAAUCGCAUUGUUGAAUGUUGACAUCUUGACAAUCUGCCAAUAUCAUUCCAGCUCUGAGUAGAAGGUGCGUGAACUGUGUACACAUCUAGAGCCUGCCCUAGUGUGGGUGUCCACUGUGUGCGGCUGUUCCUGUGUACACAUCUAUAGCUAGCCCAGGGUUAGAAACUAACAGUUUUCGUCCACUAGCCCUUAUAAUGAUAACAUAUAGCAAAACCCUUAAAAAGGGCAAAUUUCUUCUACUCCUUAUGAUACCUUUACCAUUGGGCAGUUUGGCAAGGACUAUAGGACUAGUGCCAAUUUCUAACGCUGUAGCCCUAGUGUGGGUGUCCACUGUGUGCGGCUGCUCCUGUGUACACAUCUAUAGCUUGCCCAAGUGUGGGUGUCCACUGUGUGCAGCUGUUCCUGUGUACACAUCUAGAGCCUGCCCUAGUGUGGGUGUCCACUGUGUGCGGCUGUUCCUGUGUACACAUCUAGAGCCUGCCCUAGUGUGGGUGUCCACUGUGUGCGGCUGUUCCUGUGUACACAUCUAGAGCCUGCCCAAGUGUGGGUGUCCACUGUGUGCAGCUGUUCCUGUGUACACAUCUAUAGCCUGCCCUAGUGUGGGUGUCCACUGUGUGCGGCUGUUCCUGUGUACACAUCUAGAGCCUGCCCUAGUGUGGGUGUCCAGUGUGUGCGGCUGCUCCUGUGUACACAUCUAGAGCCUGCCCUAGUGUGGGUGUCCACUGUGUGCGGCUGUUCCUGUGUACACAUCUAUAGCUUGCCCAAGUGUGGGUGUCCACUGUGUGCAGCUGUUCCUGUGUACACAUCUAUAGCUUGCCCUAGUGUGGGUGUCCACUGUGUGCAGCUGUUCCUGUGUACACAUCUAUAGCUAGCCCUAGUGUGGGUGUCCACUGUGUGCGGCUGUUCCUGUGUAAACAUCUAUAGCUUGCCCAAGUGUGGGUGUCCACUGUGUGCAGCUGUUCCUGUGUACACAUCUAUAGCUUGCCCUAGUGUGGGUGUCCACUGUGUGCGGCUGCUCCUGUGUACACAUCUAUAGCUUGCCCUAGUGUGGGUGUCCACUGUGUGCAGCUGUUCCUGUGUACACAUCUACAGCCUGCCCUAGUGUGGGUGUCCACUGUGUGCGGCUGUUCCUGUGUACACAUCUAGAGCCUGCCCUAGUGUGGGUGUCCACUGUGUGCGGCUGCUCCUGUGUACACAUCUAUAGCUAGCCCUAGUGUGGGUGUCCACUGUGUGCGGCUGUUCCUGUGUACACAUCUAUAGCUAGCCCUAGUGUGGGUGUCCACUGUGUGCGGCUGCUCCUGUGUACACAUCUAUAGCUAGCCCUAGUGUGGGUGUCCACUGUGUGCGGCUGUUCCUGUGUACACAUCUAUAGCUUGCCCAAGUGUGGGUGUCCACUGUGUGCAGCUGUUCCUGUGUACACAUCUAGAGCCUGCCCUAGUGUGGGUGUCCACUGUGUGCGGCUGUUCCUGUGUACACAUCUAGAGCCUGCCCUAGUGUGGAUGUCCACUGUGUGCGGCUGCUCCUGUGUACACAUCUAUAGCUUGCCCUAGUGUGGGUGUCCACUGUGUGCAGCUGUUCCUGUGUAUACAUCUAGAGCAUGCCCUACUGUUCCAGCAUAACAAGUUAAAUAUCAACUUUAUAUUUCAUCAUUAGAUAUAUAAUGCAGACAUUUCUAAUGGUGCACUUAAAUUUUAAUCCACUUACAUUUCUUGCAUAUGAUUUUAAUUAGAUUAAAUUUUAUCGUUGCAUAUCAUUUGUCCAUGGCCCGAUGGCAAUACACCUACAACAAUGUUGUGCCUCGCUGGAGUAUUGAUAGUACACAUUCAUAUAUUUAUAAAACAAUAGCCAGGAGCUUUCCCCAUUUCCAAAAGUAUUUCUCAAGCAAUCCACGGAUCUAGGAUUUGAUUGCCGGGUAGGCAUUGUCCUGUCCAAUACUGAAGGGGAGUUGGAUGACGGUUGAAGAACUUACCUAUGGCAAUACCGUGGCAGUAUCUAUACUGCGAUAGAAGUGUUUCAAACAUUUGCAAUGCCAUUGCCAUAGUAGCAAUGUCCCCGCUACCCCCAGUCAGUAUGAUUCACCAAAUAUUAGGGUAAUUAUAAACCUGUUAUCAAAUACUGCCAAUUUCCAGUUAUAUUAAAUUAGCAAAAGUGACAGCACGGUGACAUGUAUCGAUCAGGCAAUACAAGGGACAUCAGGCUAUACAAGGGGCAUCAGGCUAUACAAGGGACAUCAGGCUAUACAAGGGGGAUCAGGCUAUACAAGGGACAUCAGGCUAUACAAGGGACAUCAGGCUAUACAAGGGACAUCAGGCCAUACAAGGGACAUCAGGCUAUACAAGGGGCAUCCGUCUAUACAAGGGAGAUCUCGCUAUACAAGGGCAUCAGGCUAUACAAGGGACAUCAGGCCAUACAAGAGGCAUCAGGCUAUACAAGGGGAAUCAGGCUAUACAAGGGGCAUCAGGCUAUACAAGGGACAUCAGGCUAUACAAGGGGCAUCAGGCUAUACAAGGGAGACCAGGCUAUACAAGGGACAUCAGGCUAUACAAGGGCAUCAGGCUAUACAAGGGACAUCAGGCCAUACAAGAGGCAUCAGGCUAUACAAGGGAGAUCUCGCUAUACAAGGGCAUCAGGCUAUACAAGGGACAUCAGGCUAUACAAGGGCAUCAGGCUAUACAAGGGAGAUCUCGCUAUACAAGGGCAUCAGGCUAUACAAGGGACAUCAGGCUAUACAAGGGCAUCAGGCUAUACAAGGGAGAUCUCGCUAUACAAGGGCAUCAGGCUAUACAAGGGACAUCAGGCCAUACAAGAGGCAUCAGGCUAUACAAGGGGCAUCAGGCUAUACAAGGGAGACCAGGCUAUACAAGGGACAUCAGGCCAUACAAGGGGAAUCAGGCUAUACAAGGGGCAUCAGGCUAUACAAGGGGGACCAGGCUAUACAAGGGGCAUCAGGCUAUACAAGGGGCAUCAGGCUAUACAAGGGAGACCAGGCUAUACAAGGGACAUCAGGCUAUACAAGGGGGACCAGGCAAUACAAGGGGCAUCAGGCUAUACAAGGGCAUCAGGCUAUACAAGGGAGAUCUCGCUAUACAAGGGGGACCAGGCCAUACAAGGGGCAUCAGGCUAUACAAGGGGCAUCAGGCCAUACAAGGGACAUCAGGCUAUACAAGGGGGACCAGGCUAUACAAGGGGGGUUGAGGAGUUCUCAGCCUCACAGAGAUAUGAUUGAGUAAUAAUCAAAUUUCUUGUCAAAUAGUUUCGCUGAGACAAGGAAAAUAAAAUAAGCAGGGAUCUGUUACUUUAAAUGACGUGCAGUUUAAGUUGUAUAGGUCAUGACGGAACCACCCCUAACCCACCCCGGGAGGUGCUGACAGUAAUCAUCUGGAGGGACCAUUUUGCUUAGCUGAUAUACGACAUGUCUUUAGAAAAAGCAACAUUUUCUAUUUUUCGUGUUAACAUUUGUCCUAACUUGCCAGGGGUGCACGUUUGCGUCAGUGAGAGCGUACAGGGGUACCGCUGUAUAAGAGGUGUUUUAUCGAGAUCGAGUAUUGUAAUACAAAUGUCUGCCUUGUCAACGAAGACAACCGUGAUAGAGACAACCUGCUGCGUCUUGCCAAACAUUUGUAUAUUUGUAUAUAUUUGCGUAAGGCUUUGUUUUGUAGACUGGUUUUGUAGUUCGAUAGUUUUAACAAACGUAAGGUGUUUGAAAAAUUACUAAUUCCAAAAGAAAUCCGUCAACCAACCCUUGCCUCACGGAAUGGGUUCAGAAGCUAGAUUAGGGCAUGUGUGGGGAUAUGCCAGGUUUGAAAUGUUACUGUUAUCAUGAUAUACCAGAGGUCAAAGGUUUCACUGUUAUCAUGAUAUACCAGAGGUCAAAGGUUUCACUGUUAUCAUGAUAUACCACUGGUCAAAGGUUUCACUGUUAUCAUGAUAUACCACUGGUCAAAGGUUUCACUGUUAUCAUGAUAUACCACUGGUGAAAGGUUUCACUGUUAUCAUGAUAUACCACUGGUGAAAGGUUACUGUUAUCAUGAUAUACCUGUGGUGAAAUGUUACACUGUUAUCAUGAUAUACCAGAGGUCAAAGGUUUCACUGUUAUCAUGAUAUACCACUGGUCAAAGGUUUCACUGUUAUCAUGAUAUACCACUGGUGAAAGGUUACUGUUAUCAUGAUAUACCUGUGGUGAAAGGUUACACUGUUAUCAUGAUAUACCUGUGGUGAAAUGUUACUGUUAUCAUGAUAUACCAGAGGUCAAAGGUUUCACUGUUAUCAUGAUAUACCACUGGUCAAAGUUUUCACUGUUAUCAUGAUAUACCACUGGUCAAAGGUUUCACUGUUAUCAUGAUAUACCACUGGUCAAAGGUUACUGUUAUCAUGAUAUACCUGUGGUGAAAGGUUACACUGUUAUCAUGAUAUACCUGUGGUGAAAUGUUACUGUUAUCAUGAUAUACCAGAGGUCAAAGUUUAAACUGUUAUCAUGUUAUACCAGAGGUCAAAGGCUACACUGUUAUCAGGGUAAUCCUCGUUUGGGUAGGCAGUCGUGGCGGGAAAGUAUUCGUGGCGUGGGGGUUGGUGCUAGGAAACUGGAGUUAUUGCCGUGUUUCAGGACAUGUUAUACAUACAUGCAAUGGCUAAGCAAGCAAUGUAAGUACACCAACAGUAUAACCUCAUAGGAUAGCUGAACUACCGGUGGCAGUAAGCGCCCCGGCCACCUUUACCAUUCCUACAAGACGGUUUCAUCAUUGUGUUAAGAUGGUACGUACGUGGUGUGACGUCAUGACAACAUUGUUGUGACUUACGUUUCAGGGCGGGCGGUGAGCCAGACACGAAGCCUGAGUCGUCUGCUCGUCUGCAGGUCCCCUCGUGUUGAUAGGCCGUCCUUGCAGCAAGCAGGUCCCCUCGUGUUGAUAGGCCGUCCUUGCAGCAAGCAGGUCCGUGGUGACUGCAUGGCGUGACUGGUGGUCCUAACCCUCUCCCUUGACUUGCAGAUGUAUACUAAUGAAGUGCAAUAUCCCCUGUAACCGCUCUGCUUUCUAGUACCACAGCGGCCAAUCACAGUAGCAUGUAAACUAUGAUAUGAGUAAAAGUCGAGGCCUACUAUAUUCACUGUGGUAUGCAGCGUGUUGGAUGGCCUACAGAUAGAGAAUAUAGGAAAUGAAAUUAUCGUUAAAGGCACUGUUACGGGCAUUUGCUGGCCGACAUUGUAAGUAUCUUGGGCGUUAUGUCUACAGUCUUACGGUCUUGUAUUCAUUUGUAAUAUUCUACUCCUAGCUGCAAGUUGUGUGUGUGUGUGUGUGUGUGUGUGUGUGUGUGUGUGUGUGUGUGUGUGUGUGUGAGAAAUACAGUUAUUCUUUCAUAAUUAGCCAAACCAUGGCAUACCAAGCUACAAAACAAAUUCUUCUACACUAUGAUAUGUCCCAUUAUCUUUCUUUAUUGUGCUUCAAAAUCGAAUCUGUCCAUAUUAUUAUUAGAGUUAUGUUUUAUCCAAUGAUUCAGUAGUACUCUUUAUAUUGAUUGUUAUUGUUAUUGUUAUCUACUCUGCUCUUGUUGAAUCUGUGUGACGCGGAGGCGGGGGCUGGCAUCCUCCGUCAUCCCGUCCUCUCCCUCAUCCUGUGCAAUAUCACGGCAUCUAUUGACACUUAUAUCAUGUUGUUGACUGUUCGCAUAAUAUUUUGUCUUACUGGUUUGUUUGUUGUUGCGAAAUUAAACAUGAAUCUCUUCGUCUAAUUGUAGAAAAAAACACCCUUUUUUACAUGCGUUUUAUUGCUUGUAUUAUUGUUAAAUCAGGAUCUCAUAAAUCCAUUUUUUGCCUAUAAAUAUCUCAGCUUUUUUGUAACAGGGUAUUAUGUUCCUAUUAACCCUAUUAGUUUUUUCUAUGUUAAUGUAACCGUUGUUGUGGAUGCACCAAGAAUUACUGUCAACCGAGUGUAUAUUGGUACCUAUGGCCUUCACUCAGACAUUCUUGCUUGUACCAUUAUUGGAAAUUCGAUAUUUAGCAUACAUGUGUUUCUAUGAAUGACAUUUUUUGACAUAUGAUGUUGACACUUUUUGACAUAUGAUGUGUGAUCCAGCUACAGCCGUUGACUUUCACCUACCACUGUUUUCUGGGGUUCAUCCAUCUCCUCUGAAACUACAAGGCCUACGAAACUGAAUCUUUGCAACAAUGAUCUAAGCUACCGUGUCUCUAAAAGGUGACCACAUGAAUUGGAUCCGAUGUUAAACAUGACCCUUACGGCAGUCUUAUUUAGAAACCAAUAAAUGGCUAUUAAUCGUCCAUCCUUUUUUCAAUAAGUUUGGUAUGGCAUAUGUUCCAUUUGUUCAAUAUUAUGAAUCGUUACCUUGAUUCAACCUUUACAUCGUAAUACUUGGUGCCACCGAAGUGAAAAUGGGCAAUAACAAUGCAAGGAAAAAGCAUAUCUUAAACCACACUGCUCACUAGCCUGCCACCAUACACCACAUUAUCAUCAUACACAGGAGAUCAAUGGUCAACUGUAGGUUUUGAUCUUUUCCACCAAUCGUUUUUUUAUCAAAAUAAGGUUGAUGUAUCAUAACAUUAUUUGUUCAUAAGGUGAGCUACAGACCUUUGCUGCUAUAUUUGUGUAGAGUGGGUUUCUUCUAUUCAUAUUUCCACUGAAGUUCAGAAUAUGUACUCUCCACUCUGAAGUAUACUUGUAUUUUGCUUUGUGUUUGACUGGGAUUGUAUGAUUAUGUAAUAACUCCUAGUGAUACCAUCCAUCAUUUGGCGGGUCACAGUUUGAUACUGUGUGGGUCAUGUUACGCCUGGACCCGACAUCUAUUUUUGGGUAUGAGAAAAUAUGUUAAAAUUAGUAUCUCACUUAUUGUUCCAGGGAAAUAUAAGACUAACUGAUAUUUUUGGAAUAACACAUAUUUUGUGCUGUGUUGAUUUAGUAACUAUAGAAACGGAGAGAAUAUGAAACAGCGUGAAAUCUCAGUUGGGUCCGAGACACAUGGGCCGGUAUCUUAACAGAUUGAUAUUUGAAUGUGUCAUGAUGUACUGUAUCUGCAGGAUAUACUUGGGAGGUAAUGUCUGUUGUGCAAGUGUCAUACUGUGUAUGUCAAGUGACACCAUUCUAUCUAUAAAUACAUGUUUGACUGUGAUACUAACGCUGGAGAUACUGCGAUCGGGAUGCUAUAUUUUCACCUGGAUUUGUUUUUGACGCUGUCAGCUGUGAUACAAUGUCUGGUAUGGUUAACAAAGGAUUGUUGGACAUAUUUUCCAUGUGAAGACUAAAACAAACUAUGUGUCAUUGUUCUCACCAAUAUGAUAUCAACUUAUGAGGACAUGUCUAAUUACGUCAUGGAUGCCGUCACAUCCACGGUGUCAGCACUGCUGUCUCGACUUACGAGGGCACGUCAUGUCGGCAGUGAGAGCUACGGUGUCCUGGUUUUACUAAGAAUGCUGUAAUGUCAAAUGUUGCUCACUCCCAAUACAACAUCAUUCACUAUCAAGAGGUUAAACAUGUUGAAAAGUGCCGAGAAAUGUGUUAUUGCACCAAUUACAAGUAUUCUGGUAUGUGAGACCGGCAAUUGACGUUCUCCUACACUGCAGUCAAUAAAACUGUUGGUUGAAUUA
Haliotis rufescens (red abalone) is the source of this 8123-nucleotide messenger RNA. RefSeq names its product collagen alpha-1(IV) chain-like. The record is from RefSeq and is a predicted model, not a curated record. NCBI's taxonomy places the organism in Eukaryota, Metazoa, Mollusca, Gastropoda, Lepetellida, Haliotidae. The coding region runs from base 2697 to 3758 and encodes 353 amino acids. The transcript has 2 exons.